Messenger RNA from Jaculus jaculus (lesser Egyptian jerboa), 1368 nucleotides. RefSeq names its product solute carrier family 30 member 4 (gene Slc30a4). Gene Ontology annotation, cellular component: plasma membrane. Gene Ontology annotation, biological process: zinc ion transmembrane transport; response to zinc ion. The coding region runs from base 2 to 1285 and encodes 427 amino acids. The record is from RefSeq and is a predicted model, not a curated record. Gene Ontology annotation, molecular function: zinc ion transmembrane transporter activity. Lineage: Eukaryota; Metazoa; Chordata; Mammalia; Rodentia; Dipodidae. The transcript has 7 exons.
CAUGGCCGGCUCCGGAGCGUGGAAGCGCCUCCAGUCCUGGCUGAGGAAGGACGACGCGCCGCUCUUUCUGAACGACACCAGCGCCUUCGACUUCUCCGACGAGGUGGUGGGCGACCCGGGCCUCUCUCGGUUUAAUAAACUUCGGGUCGUAGUGGCCGACGAUGAGUCUGAAAUCCCGGAAAGGCCUAUUAACGGGGCGCACCCGGCCCUCCAGGCCGAUGAUGAUUCCCUAUUGGACCAGGACUUACCUUUGACCAACAGUCAGCUGAGUUUGAGGAUGGAUCCCUGUGACAACUGCAGCAAACGGAGAGAGUUACUGAAGCAGAGAAAGGUGAAAACCAGGUUGACCAUCGCUGCCGUCCUUUACUUGCUUUUCAUGAUUGGAGAACUUGUAGGUGGAUAUAUUGCAAAUAGCUUAGCAAUUAUGACAGAUGCUCUUCAUAUGUUAACUGACCUAAGUGCCAUCAUACUCACUCUGCUUGCUUUAUGGCUAUCUUCAAAGUCACCAACAAGAAGAUUCACCUUUGGGUUUCAUCGCCUAGAGGUUUUAUCAGCUAUGGUUAGUGUGCUGCUGGUAUAUAUUCUCAUGGGAUUCCUCUUAUAUGAAGCUGUGCAAAGAACCAUCCAUAUGAACUAUGAAAUAAAUGGAGAUAUCAUGCUCAUCACUGCAGCUAUUGGAGUUGCAGUUAAUGUAAUAAUGGGAUUUCUCUUGAACCAGUCUGGUCACCAUCAUUCCCAUUCCCUACCCUCAAAUUCUCCUACCACAGUAGCUGGUGGACACAGCCAUGGACAAGACAGUUUGGCAGUAAGAGCUGCAUUUGUUCAUGCCUUGGGGGACUUGGUGCAAAGUGUUGGUGUGCUAAUUGCUGCAUACAUCAUACGAUUCAAGCCAGAAUACAAGAUUGCUGAUCCCAUCUGUACAUAUAUAUUUUCAUUACUUGUAGCUUUCACAACAUUUCGCAUCAUUUGGGACACUGUAGUUAUAAUACUGGAAGGUGUACCAAGUCAUUUGAAUAUAGAUUAUAUAAAAGAAUCCUUGAUGAAAAUAGAAGAUGUAUAUUCUGUGGAAGAUUUGAAUAUCUGGUCUCUCACCUCAGGAAAAUCUACUGCCAUAGUUCACAUGCAGCUAAUUCCUGGAAGUUCAUCCAAAUGGGAGGAAGUACAGUCUAGAGCAAAGCAUUUAUUACUGAACACAUUCGGCAUGUACAGAUGUACUAUUCAGCUCCAGAGUUACAGGCAAGAGCUAAACAGAACUUGCGCAAAUUGUCAGAGUUCCAGUCCCUGAUUUAUGUAUGUUGGGGUCUACCGCCUUAUUUAUCCUGCACAGACUUGAGAGCAAUAAAUGCAAGCCCAAAUGAGAAAAUGGAA